AUGUCGGACGAAGAACACCAUUUCGAGUCUAAGGCUGACGCCGGAGCCUCCAAAACCUAUCCCCAGCAAGCCGGUACAAUCCGCAAGAACGGUUACAUCGUCAUCAAAGGCCGUCCCUGCAAGGUUGUGGAAGUUUCGACUUCCAAAACUGGAAAGCACGGUCACGCUAAGUGUCACUUUGUUGGAAUUGAUAUUUUUACUGCCAAGAAACUUGAGGAUAUUGUGCCCUCCUCUCACAACUGUGAUGUUCCUCAUGUGAAUCGUACUGACUACCAGCUCAUUGAUAUCUCUGAGGAUGGAUUUGUGAGUCUGCUUACUGAAAAUGGGAACACUAAGGAUGACCUCAGACUCCCCACUGAUGAUAGUCUGCUGACUCAGAUAAAGGAUGGGUUUGCCGAGGGCAAAGACCUUGUUGUGUCUGUCAUGUCUGCUAUGGGUGAGGAACAGAUUUGUGCCCUGAAGGAUAUUGGGCCGAAGAACUAG
Sphenostylis stenocarpa is the source of this 483-nucleotide messenger RNA. The record is from the annotation of a GenBank genome assembly. NCBI's taxonomy places the organism in Eukaryota, Viridiplantae, Streptophyta, Magnoliopsida, Fabales, Fabaceae.